This is a messenger RNA of Effrenium voratum, 1527 nucleotides long. Lineage: Eukaryota; Dinophyceae; Suessiales; Symbiodiniaceae. The record is from the annotation of a GenBank genome assembly.
UCUUGCCUUCACCUGUUGGCUUGCUUGGAGUGCAUGCUUCUGCACCCAAAGGGGUGUAGCCAGGAAGAUGCUCGAUCACACACUGGCUGUGGGGGUGCGCAGCUAUGUCCUGCAGCAACACUACACCUUCGAGCAUGACUUGGGCCUUUGGGCCUUUGGGGCUCUGCAGGUCCUCAAGGAUCGCAGAUCUGGCGCAUUGAAAACGUGCAAGGCUGCGGCCAAGGGCCGCCUGCCCGAGCCGCGCGCAGCUGGGGAAAGGCUUCGGAAGUUGGCAGAGAUCCAGCACCCCAUGCUUUCCCAUGUGACGGAUGUCAAGGAGGACGCGGACUAUUUCUUCAUCAUCUCUGCAAGGGCUGGCGGAGGCGAUGUCGGAGAUUGGCUGGAGAGGCUGGCAGCCCACGAGGAGGUUGUGGAAGAGGAGACGUGCGCCAGCUACGUGGCACAGGUCCUUGCAGCUUUAGUGCACUGCCACUCUUGUGGUGCCUACCAUCAUGAGCUCCGACCCGGCAGUGUUUUCCUCACCUCCAGGCAGCCAGAUGCGCGAGUGCUGCUCAGUGACGUGGGCGUCCUUGAUGCCUUGGAGGGAGGAUCCAAAAACGGCGCAGAGGCGGAUUUACAAGGGGUGGGCCUGCUGGCGCUGGCAUUGCUCCUGGGCUUGACGCCCAGUCAGGCAGAGGACGUGGAGCGUCACCUGGACGAUCCCGACCUGUGGACCCCGCGCAGCCAGGAGGCGUUUGACUUCGUAAAGCUCCUGCUGGUGGAGGAUGUGCCCUGCACCGCGGCGCUGGCACUUCAGCAUCCUUGGCUCAGGAACAUUCUGCUGCGUCCUGGGCUUGCAAGUGCUGGGCUUGCUCGGGAAGAUGCCCUGAGUAGGUUGACCUGCUAUCUGCUGGUGUUGCUCCUAAUUCCGGUUGAGAUGGCGCACCGCGAUCUGGAGACUCGGAUGGAGAGGCUCCUAGCAGAUUUCCAGCGAAUGGACGAGGACGGGGACGGCCUGCUCUCCACUCGCCUGGCGCUGCGCCUCCUGGCAUUGCGCGGGGUGCGCAAUGGCGAGGUCGCUGUGGCGGUGGCGGAUGCACGGGGCUGCGGCGUGCUGGACUUCAGUGCGAUGGCGGCAGCUGCUUUGAUGGCGGACCUGCUGCCGGAAGGCGGCGCGGCAAGGGUGGAUGACAUCUUGGCUUGCUUGCAGAAGCUCUUCUUCGAGGCCUACGCCACUGAUGAUGAUGGGGCGGUUGCGGAGCGCAGCCACGUCGCAGAGAAAGUCUCCAAUUCAGUUGGGAACCUCCUGCGACGGCAUGGGGAUGUGUCGUUCAAUGAAAUCCUGUUGGCGUUUGAUGAGGAGAUUGAUCAGGAGAACUUGGCGACGCGGCUCACAGAGGCCUCGGGCCGAGGCACCCGCCUGGCGCUGUUUGAGUCCGGCUUCCUUGCCAAGGAGGAGCCAGGCUCUUGGUUCACGAACCUCUUCAGGACCUGCGUGCAGCCUCCCCAAAGAAGGGAGAUUGUCCGUUGUUGACCGCACGAGCAAAA